Molecule: messenger RNA, 2392 nt
Organism: Phanerochaete carnosa HHB-10118-sp
Lineage: Eukaryota; Fungi; Basidiomycota; Agaricomycetes; Polyporales; Phanerochaetaceae
Exons: 14
Coding region: 200-1918 (572 amino acids)
Biological process (GO): translational elongation
Molecular function (GO): GTPase activity; translation elongation factor activity; GTP binding
Source: RefSeq, a predicted model, not a curated record
GCUCUCUCUUCUGCAUCGCCAUCUCGACUGCUGCGCAAGCAGCCACCAAGGACUUACAACCGUGUGAAAUUCCACUCUGACUAGAUCUGACUCACUCCGUACUGGUACUCUUCCCGCCGAUAUACACAUAUAUAUAUAUAUCUUCGCAGUGCGGCGCUUUCCCGGAUAUCCACUACGCCUUUAGCAUCCGUUCGCCACUAUGACUAGCCUACGGUCCUUCCAGACCGAGAUCGACGAAAUACAUCACCGGGAGGCCGUUAAGCAGCGUUUACAGACGCUUUCUGAGCAGGGCGGGCUGAGGGAAUUGCUGCUUGCGAAUGAUACAGGCAGAGCCCGCGACCUCGUAGCCAGCAUACUUACUCGCAGACGAGGAGAACUAGUGUUCCGUAUAGGUGUACGACCGGCGCACGAUAAGCUGUUUGCAGGCGGGGAUCUAAGAGACUCAGAUCCACCACAGGGUGUUCCUCGCAUGGCUGAGGAAGUAGACAUCCUUUGCGCCCGAAUAGCCGAGGUAGUGGAUGAGCUGGGAGGGAAGACCUCGGCUUUGUACAAAAUAUCGGAUGGUCCUCCUCGAGCCGCAUUAUUAUUACGACUACCCCCGCCCAGCGUAGCGUUAACACCUGAAGUCCGCUGUGCAGUUGUGGGCAAUGUUGACAGUGGGAAGUCUACCACUUUAGGUGUCCUCACACGUGGCGCGUUGGACGAUGGCCGCGGACGGGCUCGCGUUUCGCUCUUCCGGCACAAGCAUGAAAUCGAGAGCGGCCGUACAUCGAGCGUGGGCAUGGAGAUCCUCGGCUUUGGGUCCUCGGGCGAACCCAUUCUCCCUCUGUCGUCGCAUGCCAACGAUCCCGAGGCGAUUCGCCACGAGAGGAUGAGCUGGGAGGCGAUAUCUAUACAAGCGGCCAAGAUCGUGUCUUUUAUUGACCUGGCUGGGCACGAGAGAUACCUGAAGACCACGCUCUACGGACUCACGUCCGGCGCGCCGUCUUGCGUUAUUCUCAUUGUAGGCGCCAACGCCGGGCUCAUUGGGAUGUCGAAGGAACACCUUGCUAUUGCGCUAGCAUUAAGUGUGCCCGUGGUUGUCUGCAUCACUAAGAUCGAUAUGACACCGCUAAACAAGCUUGCCGAGACGAUCAAGCAGGUUACGAAGAUACUGAAGAGCCCGGGAUGCCGAAAAACGCCGGUAUUUGUAAAGACUAUGGAGCAAGCUGUCGAAAUCUCCGAGGUCUUUGCCAAGCAGCGAUUAUGUCCUAUAUUCCAGUUAAGCAACGUGACAGGACAGGGCCUGGACUUCCUGCGGACAUUCCUGAACCUUUUACCUCCUAGCGAGGGCGACACUGAGAAGUUUACGGCCGACCAGGCACUAGAGUAUUGCGUAACCGAAGUUUGGUCUGUACCAUACGUUGGCACAGUAGUCGACGGUAUCGUCAACUCUGGCCGAUUGAAAGCGGGUGAUGCUAUAGUAUUUGGGCCGGACUCCAACGGCAAAUUCGAAAGCACGGCCAUCAAGUCAAUACAACGGAAGCGCGCACCAGUCAAUUCUGCCGAGGCCGGCCAAUGCGUCUCAUUGGCCCUGAAGCGUGUUCGGCGAGCCGCUGUGCGAAAGGGGAUGGUCAUCGUGCACAAAACCGACGCUCCCCCGCCACGAGCGGUGAGGCAGUUCGAGGGACAAGUCCUUAUCCUCUACCACAAUACGACGCUGCAGAAGAACUACCAGGCGAUGUUGCAUUGUGGUGCCAUCCGGCAAACAGUCCGAAUACUGUCAAUGGACCAUCCACAAGGCGUUCUCCGUACGGGAGACCGUGCUACGGUCACGUUUGAGUUUAUCUCGCAUCCUGAGUUCUUAAAGGAAGGAAUGAAGCUACUGUUUCGCGAGGGAAAAACGAAGGGCCUUGGCGUCGUGACCAAGCUAUUAUAAGCCAGCGCGCUUUCGUCGUCGCUCUGACCUCCGACAAGCCUAUGCUUAGCCCCGCCUUUUGCACUUCGGCAUUGAAGACCAGCCUAGCUAUUCCGCUCGGAACACAGCCGAUGAUCCGCAUACAGUACAACCCUACCUUGUCCGCCCCCUCGGCGCAACCCUUUCCAAGGCGACACGCCUGCCGAGUGAUUCCUCGACGGCCUGCCCCUUAUUCACCGCCCUGUACUGGAAAUGUAGCGGAUGUAUUAUUAGUGUUUCUCCGAGGCAUGCUGCUUUGGUAUCAUGAAAGGAUUACUGCCAGCAUACUUCUUUGCUAUAGCCCUGUGUGGCGAGCUUUAUCUAGUGCCAUCCCUACGCAGACAAGCCGGGCUUCACGGGGCAGCUCGUUAUGCUCCGCUCCGAUUUCCCAAAUAACAUGGCAACCUGUGUAUUGGCCAAAUGGAAGCUGCUGCCUGAGAUGCAGAGCAUAUCGUG